GGAGGGCGGGUCGAGUGGCGAGGAGCAACCAGGAAUGUCGUGCGAGGUGAAAGCGGUGGCGGCGACGCACCUGGGGAAUUAACGACAACCAAGAACCAAGAACCAAACGCAACCGAGACAACGAGGUCCUCGCCGAGGACAUGCGCGGAGUUGCGGCCGCGCACCACCGGCGAACAGACGAUGUUCACCACGGAGCGCAGGAGAAUGAGCAGGCGCAUGAGCCUGCACGAGCUGAAGAGGAGAGACCCCGUGCGCGUGUCCGCGGGGAGCUUCUGGCAGGACUCGGACGCGGUCGAGCUGGGCGCCGGCGGCGCGGGCCGACAGCUCGUGUCGCCGCGGAGUCGCACCAGAGACGUGUCCGUGGCGUACAUCGUGAACGAGGACGCGUCGGUGCCGCAGACCGAGGAGAACCUGUCGCUCAAGUGCCUGAAGGAAGCCUGCGCGGACGCGCACGCCGCGUUCAAGAGCGUCUCGUUCGAGCGCAUUUCGCAAGGCACCACCGACAUCCUGGACUGCUUCUACAACGCGGAUGUGGCGGUGGUCGAGAUGAGCGACUCGUUCUGCCAGCCCUCCCUCUUCUACCACCUGGGGGUGAGGGAAAGUUUCAGUAUGACCAACAACAUCAUUCUGUACUGUUACAAGCCCGAUGGUGAUCUACAGGCUAUCAAGGAGCAGUGUGGGAGUUACACAUUCAUCCCUUACGUGGUGUCGCCUCAGGGAAAAGUGUUUGCCUGUGAUGCCUCCAUGAUGACCGGCAUCAAAGAGCUGAUGCAGCCGAGCUUCCAGCUGGAGCCCUUGCUCACCCCGCUGGUGGAAAGUCUUGUGCAUCUGCUGAGCAACGUACACAUUCAGUCCAGCGAGUACUUCCGGGAGUCCAUCAGGCACGAGAUCCGUAUGGCGCGGGAGCGGUUCAGCGGCCAGGCACUGAGCGAGGAGCUGGGCCACAUCCAGAAACGCCUGGACAGUGUGGAGCUGCUCACUCCUGAUAUCGUGAUGAACCUGCUGUUGUCCUACAGGGACAUUCAGGACUAUGAUGCCAUAAUCAAUCUGGUGGAGACUCUGAACCACCUGCCCAUGUGUUUGGUAGCAAGACAUCCGAAUAUCCAGUUUCACUACAUAUUUGCCCUCAACAGGAGGAAUCGCCCUGGAGAUCGUGCGAAGGCGUUGGAGGCGAUCCUGCCUAUUGUGGAGUCAGGGGGCAAGGUGGCAUCAGAUGUGUACUGCCUGUGCGGACGGAUCUACAAAGACAUAUUCAUGAGCUCUGGGUUCACCGAUCAGAGCAACAGAGACCAGGCCUGCUAUUGGUAUGGAAAAGCUUUUGAGACCGAGCCAACUCUUCACUCGGGCAUCAAUAACGUUGUCCUCCUGAUGGCAGCCGGCCAUGAAUUUGAUACUUCGAUUGAGCUGCGCAAAAUAGGUGUGACUCUAAGCACCCUGCUUGGCAGGAAGGGCAGCCUGGAGAAGAUGAGGGACUACUGGGACGUCGGCUUCUACCUCGGAGCAAACAUUUUAGUGAACGAGCACAGGAAAGUCAUCGAGGCCUCGGAGAAGCUCUACAGGCUCAAGGCUCCGAUCUGGUAUGUGGCGUCCAUUAUGGAGACGUACAUCUUGUACCGUCAAUUUUCCAAGCCGCCUGUGGUGAGAUAUCCUAAACAGGACACCGUGGACUUCUGGAUGGAGCUGCUUUUGCAGACCUGUAAACCCACCGUCUCCACAGACCGCUGCCCGGUGCUCGUCCUGGAGCCCAGUAAAGUCCUGCAGCCCGCUAUUGUGUGUGUGAGUGAGGAGGAUGAAAGUCGCACUGUCCAGUUGAAACACGUCACACCCUUAAAGAAAGGCUUACACCAGUGGACUUUCCCAGCCUCUGCAAUCCGGGGAGUGAGUGCUUCAAAGAUUGACGAGCGCAGCUGCUUCCUAUACGUCCACUACAACUCGGACGACUUCCAGCUCUGCUUCCCCUCUGAGCUUCACUGUACAGGUUUCUGCGAGCUGGUGAACUCUCUGCUUCAGCAGGCCGAAGACUCUGCGAUCCAGGACUUGGACCGUCAGACUGAAGGAAUACUAGAGUACAUCUACGAGACCAGUGAGAACUGCGACAAGGUGGUUCUGGGUAAAGGGACGUACGGUGUGGUCUAUGCUGGGAGGGACCUGAGCAACCAAGUGCGCAUCGCCAUCAAAGAGAUCCCCGAGAAGGACAGCACGUACUCGCAGCCCCUUCAUGAGGAGAUCGCUCUGCACAAGAGGCUAAAACACCGGAAUAUUGUCCAGUACCUGGGCUCUGUGAGUCAGGAUGGCUUCAUCAAGAUCUUCAUGGAGGAGGUACCAGGAGGCAGCUUGUCGUCUCUCCUGCGCUCGAAAUGGGGCCCUCUGAAGGACAACGAAGCUACCAUCAUCUUCUACACCAAACAGAUCCUCGAAGGGCUCAAAUAUCUCCAUGACAAUCAGAUCGUCCACAGAGACAUCAAGGGUGACAAUGUGUUGAUCAACACUUAUAGUGGCGUGCUGAAGAUCUCUGACUUUGGAACCUCCAAGCGGUUGGCAGGGAUCAACCCUUGUACGGAGACAUUUGCUGGAACUCUCCAGUAUAUGGCCCCAGAGAUUAUUGACCAGGGGCCUCGGGGUUAUGGGAAGCCAGCUGAUAUCUGGUCCUUGGGGUGCACCAUUAUAGAAAUGGCAACAGGCAAACCGCCCUUUCACGAGCUGGGAAGUCCUCAGGCAGCCAUGUUCAAGGUGGGAAUGUUUAAGAUCCACCCCAAGGUUCCAGAGUGCAUGUCGGACGAGGCGAAGGGCUUCAUCAUGAACUCUUUCGUGCCAAACCCAGAUGACAGAGCCACGGCGGCAGAGCUGCUGAUGGACGCCUUCAUCAGGUCGUCCCCGAGGAAGAGGGCCAAGGCGCCGCAGGAAUCCGAACUUCAAAGCCCCCUCUCAACUGACUAUCAUCGCAGCUUGUCUGUGCCCAUCUCCAUCCUUGUGGAGGACACUGAUUCAUACUCCGGUUCAAUUGACCUGUCCUGUUCCCUGGACCUCAGGAGGCCCCAUUACGCCCUCAGAGUGCAUGAGGUGUCAGAGAGCCCACCCAGCACCGGCGGCUUCCUGCCAAUACCAGAGGACUCUCCGUCAGACAUGAGCAGUCCCGCCUCAACAGAGGAGAACAUUGGUCUGUUUAUGCUAAGGAAGGAUAGCGAGAGGAGGGCCACCCUGCACCGAGUCCUCACCGACUAUAACGGCCACGUCAUCUCUAACAUCCAGGAGUCUGUGCCUCAGUAUGGCAAGGGGUCAUCGCUCACUGCAGACCACAUCACCAAGCUCAUUGGCUGCCUGCGAGACAACAUCCACUCCCCGGACAGGAAACAGCUGACCAGCGACCUGCUGGACCUCCGGGCCACGCUGCUCGCUGCCACAGUGCCGCUGAACAGCCUGCAGACGGUGCUGUUCAGCUUCCAAGACGCGGUGAAGAAGGUGUUGAAGCAACAGCAGGUGAAACCUCACUGGAUGUUUGCUCUGGACAAUCUGCUGAGACAGGCAGUACAGGAUGCCAUCAGUGUGCUCCUACCAGAGCUGAAACUCCAGCUGCAGUCCUCCUUUGAGAUUGAGGACAGCACUCCCGAGGAGCAGUCUGCCGACCCAAGCACCCCUGUCGUUUACGUGCCCGACCAGCUGGGGGCGCCAGCAGACCUGCAGCCAUCCUCUCCGACAUACGAGAUCACGCCAACAGCUGACCCCUACUCUCCUACAGACCUGGUCCUCAAUACCAGCUGUCCCCACAGCGAGAAGCUCCGAGAGCUGAGACUAGAGACCAAAAGACUGCUAGGUCAGCUGAGUGAGAAGGAGACGGAGUACCAGGAGCUGCUGAAGAAUUCUGUCCAGAGGAAACAGGAACAGAUAGACGCUCUGAGGAAAACAGCCGUCACUGAAGGUGGUGAAUUUGCUUUAGAGAAAAAGCAGAAUCCGGAGGUGAAGGCGUUGGUGCGCUGGCUCAAGUCUGUCCCUGUAGAUCAAGACACCAUUGAUAAGUUGCUUACCCAUGAGUUCACCUUGGACUGUCUCCUCCACAUGGCCUCCAGGGACGAUUUGAUGUACUGUGGAAUAAAAGGCGGCACGCUGUGUCGAAUCUGGGAGGCCAUCGCAGUCCGCAGGAAGACCCAGCUCAUCAAGCACGAUGAGGACAGCGAAGACACUCUUCUCUAAUGGCCGCUGAUGUUGUACAUCAAAGGUCAGAUUUAUUGACAGGCUGGUCCUGUGUUAUCUGGAGGAAGAGAGGAGCAGUGGAGAACAUAACUGAAUUGCACAUGUAGCUGAUGUAAAGCAGAAUUGAUUUUGAACCUUGUUCAACCAUGGGUGUAUUUUUUUUCUUUUGUACAAAUAUGGAUUACUUUGAUUUUUUGUAGAGUGUGAAAAAUCUUCACUUAGAAGCUAAAUCUUACCAGCAUUUCUUUUUUUAACAUUUUCUCAGGGUUUUGGCAAGUGGGACUAUGAUUUAUGUCUUCCUUUUUAUCUGCAACGUUGUUCAACGUUAUUUUAAUGAUGGUGCAGUUUUACUCUGUUCAACAGAAAACUUAGCAGGACCUAAGUUAUUAAGAGUAUAAUUUUUUUUAAACUGACUGUCUCUGCAUUCUUGGGAGAACAAUUACAUUUUUGCUAUGCAGCCUUUCAAAACUCAUUCAAAUAAUAAAACAGGAACAUUGGAUCCCUCUGACUGGCUUGUUAUCUGCCAUUUGUUUUGUUGGGGGGUUGAGUGGGUGACGUAGGCUGCAAGGAGGAGAUGAAGUGGUGGACAGUCUUUAAAUUCCUCAUGCGUUUCCUAAUCUGUUUUCACAAUGUUGUGAAAAACCUGUUUGGAAACGGUGUUUUGUACGUGUGCGUUUUCUGAGUGGGUCUAUUUUUUUUUACACACUUUAAAUGAGGACUCUUUUUCUGAUAAAUAAUUUUGUCUGUUCCUCACUUGGAGGUAAGAGAGAAGUGUAAAAAUGUGGGAUUAGACAUUAGACAUUGGACUUGAGUAAUUAUCAGGAAUGGAAAUAAAAGGAGAAGGUCAAAGGUCAGGAUCAGAAUGUUAGGGAAAGUGUAAGAAUACAUUUUGAUUCAUUUAUUCCAGUCUCUCAUAAUUCCCUUCAUCAAUCCUUAUUAUGUUGAACUGAACUGACACAUGCAUGUCAGCUGCAGCAGUAAAUAGAGAUGUGCCUUCAUUGAGAGGCUUGUCUCCUAAUAACUCUGACACUCACUUGUAUGAGUAAUGCCUUAAUCAGUAUUUGGUUUGAAGCAGUUAUCUGUAAUUUGUCAUAACAAUGUGUUCAUAUUCCUUUUACAUGGCCUUGUGUGACCCAGCAUACUUAUUGGAGCGCAAUGAUGUCUUAAUUAAAUGAGAGAAAACA
Messenger RNA from Scophthalmus maximus (turbot), 5372 nucleotides. RefSeq names its product mitogen-activated protein kinase kinase kinase 5. Gene Ontology annotation, molecular function: ATP binding; MAP kinase kinase kinase activity. Gene Ontology annotation, biological process: MAPK cascade; protein phosphorylation; cellular response to stress. NCBI's taxonomy places the organism in Eukaryota, Metazoa, Chordata, Actinopteri, Pleuronectiformes, Scophthalmidae. The record is from RefSeq and is a predicted model, not a curated record. The coding region runs from base 181 to 4188 and encodes 1335 amino acids. The transcript has 28 exons.